Drosophila elegans is the source of this 2161-nucleotide messenger RNA. RefSeq lists its product as uncharacterized. Bases 1 to 1764 code for a protein of 587 amino acids. NCBI's taxonomy places the organism in Eukaryota, Metazoa, Arthropoda, Insecta, Diptera, Drosophilidae. The record is from RefSeq and is a predicted model, not a curated record. The transcript has 2 exons.
AUGUCGACGGAGGCGUUAGUGACACUACAUCGGCAAAAACAGUCGGGCUCGCAUUCAAAAGCCCAACCCUUCUCACCACAGUUCUCAAACAAUGAAUUAUCAAGUAAAUCGUGCGGAAACAGACAUAACAAACAAAAUAGGAAAGACGACCCACCAUUAACCAAUCUGAAGUCGAACGGCUUUUUUGUUUCUCGAUUAAAACAACCAAAUAUUGCUCCAACACUUCCAGUACUCUCUCCACAUUCACCAAUGAAUGCUAAUAUAUAUCUAAACAGCCAGCAUACCCAACUUUCCGGUCGAUAUCUAAACAACAAAGUGUCACAGCAAAUGGACACCACUGAUGGUAUAAAAAGAGUGGCAUCUAACAGAUCUCUAAAGGACAGUCAAAACGUCUUAACCAUUUCAUCAACAAUAAUAUGCAAUUGUGAGAAAUCAUCCCAUAAAUCCAAUGGCUCAGAUUCGGACACAAACGAGGAAAUUAAAAUCAAAAUUAAGGCAGAUACUGGCAACAAACUGGCUGUCAUUAGUAAAUUAGAUGAUUCUGCAACCAAGGGGUGCUUGCAAUUGAAAACAGCGAGUGGAAAGGAUAAGAGAGCUUUGUCUCCCAGACUGACAUUGCAUAAAAGUGGCUUUCAACAGGCAAUCAUCAUUUCCGACGAAAGCGAAGUCACGAAAUCACCUCGAUUAGUUUCCCAAAAAACGGGGCAGCUCUCCAGUAAUUCAGACAAUCAAUUUUAUCGUCAGCUAACUCAUAAAAUUAGCAAAUCGGAGCAAACUUCCCCCAAUAAUGUGGAGAUGGAGAAAGCUAACUUUCUAUAUGAUUCGAACAAUAGGAGUACGGGCUGUUUGGUUUAUCCUUCGGAUCCAUGGAUAAAGAAUUCUCACACUAAAAAUCGCCUAUCACCCAAAGCUGAAAAGUAUUUGAACAUGCAUCACAACAUAGAUCCUUGGGUCAAGAGACAAACUGAUGGAUGUUCUGUGGAUGUAUCACGGCCUUCCAAGAAAAAUAUCUAUCGCGAAAAAUCCCUCUCUUCCAUAAACAAUAAACUAGUUUCGACUCGAACUGAGAAAGCAAUGUGUAAAAAGCCGCAGCUAAAGCAUUCUAAAACAGAGCUAGACGAUGAUCAAGUAUUUUUAAACGAGCCAGGUCUGCUUUUUGCCCCAUUUUCUCCACAAUAUCGAAAUACAUCGCAUAAAAUUUGGUCCCUCGACCAACCAACAGUUAACGAUUUAAAGGGAAACCUUCAGAGCAAGUCUGCUAGUUUUUUACCCGACAAAGUGAAGGAGACUUCCAGUCCGCUGCCGAACCAUGUUAGAAAAUCUGUGUAUCAAAAUAAUAGUAACUUGCUUUGUCCCAAUGACCAAUCGAGAUCAUUGCUUCAAGUAGAAAAAUUGCAUUCUAGGCAUGGUUCCCUAUCGAUUCCCGCUCAGUCUAAGGAGGAACUUCCUCUGAAUAUCCGUCGACUGUCUGAGCAGAUUCGGGAACCGCCUUUGGAAAAGAACACUGCUAUGUCUCUCAGCGAUCGUAACGUUAGUAAAAUUCUGCCUUCUUCCGAGGGAGUCGCGUGUGGUGAAAUUCGUUUCAAGACGAACAAACUUCAAGUGAGUCGAGAUGCCGCUGUGCAGAGUGCUGGUGGAAGCCACCCGGAAGACUUCAAACCUUUGAAACGUGCCCCCAAAGAUUCCACCACAACUGUUAAUAAUAUAAAUCCCCCCUUAACGAGUACUUAUAAGCCUGACCCACUUUUAGAAACCACCUGUUAAAUCCAUUCGCUAGGAAUUCGCCGAAAGCCGAUAUUAAAGUGUCUCUGCAUAGCUCAUUCAUAAUAGGUCAUGAAAAUAUACAAAAUAUAAAACCACAAAUACAUACAUAUAUGUCUUAUAUAUCAAUCGAAUCUAUAAAUAUGAAUAAUAUUAAUACAAAAAAAGUAAUAAAAACUAUUUUUAGUAGUACUUUAAGUUUGAAAUUUUUACAGUGAUUUUGCAUUUAUAUUAAGUAACACGAUAUAAUGCCCUGCCAGCAAUGGGGCUAAGUUCUAGGCUUAACUACAUUCGCAAGCAUAUAUAUGUGUGUAAUAGUGUAUUUUUUCCUCAUUUUAUUGUCAUUUUACAUAUUUGUUGUAAUACAUUUUAUAGUAAUAAAAUCUUUAUAAAGAGCUAA